GAGGGGUCAGUGUCGCAACCCUCGAAAUCGAUGGCUAGCUCUGGAAGGGAUCAUGGAAGCUGGCCUGUUCAUGAUCUUUUUGGGUUGGCUGGGUCAGCGACCAGCGGGAGGGAACGCCAAAUUUCCAGGGUGAGUUUGACAGAACACCAUUUCAACAUGACGUCGAGCCGAACUUGCGCAAAACACCCCCAAAGAACCAAAGAACGAAACGCACGAAACGAACGAAACGAGCGAUCGUUUUUCUUCAAAACGGUAUUGAACAUGUUGCGAGCGUUGCCCCAAAGGUCUGUUUGCGAGGGGCAACUGCUGCCCGUCGAAUGAUCAGACCCCGGACUACUCGUCACAACGAUCGGACUGGCUCUGGGCUACGUGGGACACAGAACUGGUUGGCUGGAUGCACCCUCCUCUAAAACUGCCACCCCUUCGCGUAAAGACGACCCAGAACUCGAGGUUUGCGCGGACCGUGACCAUUCUAGCCCGUGGGGUCAAGUGCUCAAACAUCGUCGAAUUUCUUCCUAACCCAAGAGAAGGAUUCAUUAACUGACCUUCAAUUCGAUUGAACGGACGUGCAUAUUCAAAUCUCUGUACAUCGUCACUCGGUACAACACCACUCCCAACAGCAACAACUGCAACUACUAGAAGAAACCAUCAGAAUCUCGACGCGAUCGAUCGAUCUCUCCUUUCUCUACAACACCAUGGAUUGCUUCAAGUGUGGCGGAAGCAUCCAAGACGACUUUGUCUACCGAGUCCAAGGUUAUCCUCAUCACAAAGGCUGUCUCCAAUGCUGCGAGUGUCACGCCUCGUUGGAAAAGACUUGCUUCUUUUCCCAGGACAAUCAGCUUUUCUACUGUCAACAGCACUUCUACCUACAACACGGACCACAAUGCCCCACAUGUAAGCUCCAAAUUCAAUGGGAUGAAUCGGCAAUUCGACUCGAGGAUGCCUUCUUCCAUUCCAAUUGUCUCAAAUGCUCGACGUGUCAGGUCUUGGUGGGAAGAGGGGACAAGAUCGGAUUCAACGCUGAGGGUCAUCUUGUGUGUGCUCAACAUCACCAGGUGACAGCGGGACAAGACGAACAGCCGUCAUCCAGCAUCUCGGAAGAGGACUCAGACAAGCUCAGUGUGUCGGACAUGGACAAGGAGGCCGCCCACGAUAGUCCCAAAUCCAAUGAGGACGACUCGGACAGCGAACGAGCCAAGUCCGACGACGGCAAAGACGGCAAACGACGAGGCCCACGGACCACAAUCAAGGCCAAGCAAUUGGAGGUGCUCAAGAACGUGUUCGCCCAAACACCCAAACCCACCCGACAUAUGCGCGAGCAACUGGCCAAAGAGACCGGGUUGCCCAUGCGAGUGAUCCAAGUUUGGUUCCAGAACAAGCGAAGCAAAGAGAAGCGCAUGCAUCAAAUGCGAUUCUUGCCCCGAGGUCCGUUCUUGCCGCCCAAUGGCCGACGAUUUGCUCCGGGAUUCUGUCUCCCUCCCAAUGCCGUGGUGUUUGACAACUACAACCCUUCGUGUGGUGGCCAGUAUCCUCCACGAUCCGACUUCAACAAUCAAACGUAUCAUGCAGUUCAUAUGAAUCAAGAUUUUGGCCAUACCGGUAUGGACACCCAUCUUCAACUGGUUUCCAACUCGAAUCCCUAUCCGUCUCCACCUCCACAAGCCCAUGACUUUCCAUCCCCAGGGCACCAAAUGCAAUUGAAUGAAGAGAGUACCUUCAUUUCAGAGAUGGGCUAUCCUUCACCGCCAUUAAUCCAAGAAGAUGCCUAUCAACCACCGCAAAUAUCAGUAUUGUAAAUCCUUACUAACUCAAGCCAUUACCUGUGAUAUUAUCUGCCUAACAGAAAAAAAAACAGUUCCAACCUUGAUCUCAUAUGUCGAACAAUAAAGCUAAACCAGUUUAAU
Messenger RNA from Tigriopus californicus, 1904 nucleotides. Its product is annotated as protein lin-11-like. The record is from RefSeq and is a predicted model, not a curated record. Gene Ontology annotation, molecular function: DNA-binding transcription factor activity, RNA polymerase II-specific; RNA polymerase II transcription regulatory region sequence-specific DNA binding. The coding region runs from base 696 to 1796 and encodes 366 amino acids. The transcript has a single exon. Lineage: Eukaryota; Metazoa; Arthropoda; Copepoda; Harpacticoida; Harpacticidae. Gene Ontology annotation, cellular component: nucleus. Gene Ontology annotation, biological process: neuron differentiation; regulation of transcription by RNA polymerase II.